AAAUUUGAGUGACCAUUGUUGAAAAAUGUCCGACGGUCAACCUAUACCUAUUGUCCAAGCUGUAGAAAUCGCAUUACCCUGAGCAAUCAAAAAUGGCGAGAGCCGGUGGGAUAACGAACGCGGUGAACGUGGGAAUCGCAGUGCAAGCUGAUUGGGAAAAUCGGGAAUUCAUUUCCCACAUUUCUCUCAAUGUCCGUCGCCUCUUUGACUUCCUCGUACAAUUUGAGGCAACCACCAAAAAUAAGUUGGCUAAGUUGAAUGAGAAGCUUGACACAUUGGAGCGGCGUCUCGAAUUGCUGGAAGUACAAGUGGGCACUGCUACAGCCAAUCCAGCUAUGUUUACGACCUGAUUGGAUCGGAAUUCUUAGAUCGAGGUCUGUCAUGAGUAGUGCGGUCGAUUUCGUGAUUGUAUUUUGAUUUUCGCUGUGGACAACUUCUUGCUGUCGUUAUUGUGUAGAAUCUUUAUGCAUAUAUUUUUAUAUAAAAAUAUAAGAUGUUGGAAUGUUAUCUCAUGGAUUCACAUCUAAAAUUUUGGUGUCUAUCCA
Olea europaea var. sylvestris is the source of this 545-nucleotide messenger RNA. RefSeq names its product protein BRICK 1. Gene Ontology annotation, cellular component: SCAR complex. Lineage: Eukaryota; Viridiplantae; Streptophyta; Magnoliopsida; Lamiales; Oleaceae. Bases 93 to 350 code for a protein of 85 amino acids. Gene Ontology annotation, molecular function: protein-containing complex binding. The record is from RefSeq and is a predicted model, not a curated record. Gene Ontology annotation, biological process: actin filament organization; regulation of actin polymerization or depolymerization; cell motility. The transcript has 2 exons.